AUGUUGAUCCUGCACAUGAAGGAUGACCAGAACUGGCAUAAGGCUGAGCUUCGGUGUGCUGAAGGUUUUAUUCCCAAGAACUACAUCCGUGUCAAACCUCAUCCGUGGUACCCAGGGUGGAUUUCUCGGCAGCUGGCAGAAGACGUCCUGAAGAAGCAGAACUACCUGGGGACCUUUCUAAUCCGAGAGAGUGAGAGUUCCCCUGGGGAGUUCUCUGUCUCUGCUAACUACGGGGAUCAGGUGCAGCAUUUCAAGGUUCUACAAAAAGCCUCAGGAAAGUACUUUCUGUGGGAAGACAAGUUCAGCUCCCUCAAUGAGAUGGUUGACUUCUACCGCACCACCACCAUCACCAAGAGCCGGCAGAUCUUCCUUCAGGACAAGGAUCCCCUGCUUGAGUCCCUCCAGGCUUCCUUUGCUCAGGCUUUUGAUUUCUCAGCCCAGGACCCCUCACAGAUCAACUUCUGCCAAGGCGACAUCAUCAAGGUUCUGGAGACCCAGGACACCAACUGGUAGCAGGGUCGGCUCUGUGGGCAUGUUGGCUUCUUUCCACGGAGCUAUGUGCAACCAAUGCACUUACGGCAGAUGGGCUUCCAAGGCAGGACCAUUUCCCAGGAGAGACUGAGGCCUGGGACUGUGUGA
Messenger RNA from Elephantulus edwardii (Cape elephant shrew), 639 nucleotides. It is a transcript of the gene GRAP, whose product is annotated as GRB2-related adaptor protein. The record is from RefSeq and is a predicted model, not a curated record. Gene Ontology annotation, molecular function: protein binding. Lineage: Eukaryota; Metazoa; Chordata; Mammalia; Macroscelidea; Macroscelididae.